Messenger RNA from Aspergillus fijiensis CBS 313.89, 1670 nucleotides. Its product is annotated as WW domain-containing protein. NCBI's taxonomy places the organism in Eukaryota, Fungi, Ascomycota, Eurotiomycetes, Eurotiales, Aspergillaceae. The record is from RefSeq and is a predicted model, not a curated record. The transcript is spliced from 2 exons. Gene Ontology annotation, molecular function: protein binding. The coding region runs from base 326 to 1231 and encodes 301 amino acids.
GAUGUACGCAGUCAACAGCAUGAUCAGCGACUGCUGGACACUUCUCUCCGCAUGUGAUACGUACCAAUCUCCAUCGCCCCACAAUGACAUCACGUGGCUGAGCAGCGCCACGGGGCGAUGCCCCUCGGAAACAACUACUGCUCGCUGUAUAUAAUGCACCCCCUCCUAUGCAUCUACAACACCUAUGUUCUCUGUUCAUCCAGAAGCCGGUUUCACUUCCCCGUCUGGUAUAAUUUCAGAUGAGAAUCCCUUUGAUAAUCCAACACUGUCUUGUUGAAACCAUAAAUAAGUGCUAAGCUCACUAGUCAUACCAUCUAUAUCAUUUAUGUCAUUUGCCCCGCCGCCUGGCCCUCCGACUCCUUCCGUCCCUGAAGGAUGGAAGGCUCAAUUUGAUGACCGCUAUAAUCAGUGGUUCUUCGUAAACCUACGAACUGGUCGAUCACAAUGGGAACGUCCCGAAGGACCGAAUCGAACAGAACCAGAAAUACAUGGACCACCGAGCGAGCCGCCACCGUCUUACGAUGCGUCGGGUCCUGCUGAACCCUCGUCACUGGCUGCUGCAGGUGACAAGAAAACUGUUGAUUCGAGGAUCCCAUACAAGCCACCAGAAUCUGCGCACCAUAAUCUAGAUGAUGAUGCUCGCCUUGCUGCGCAGCUACAGGCAGAGGAGAAUGCCCGAGCUCGUCGCAGGAGCCCUGCGAGCUCUGGCAGUGCUGCGUCUGACUACUACACCGAUGGUUCUCGUAGACAAACUGCCGGAUAUCAGUCAUCGGAACCCCAGUCGCAGAACUCUUCUCCUGGACCGGCUCAGCAGCGCAGCAAAGGGUUCUUCAGCAAGUUAAAAGGAAAAGUCGCCGGUAAUAGCGGUGCGUCAUUCCCUCGGCCGCAGCAACCCGUACCGCAACAGUCUUAUGGCUACCCUCAAGGCGGGUACUACCACGGAGGAGGCGGUGUUGGCGCCGGUUAUGCCCCGCAACAGACAGGGUAUGGUUACCCAUCAUAUCCACCACAGGGUAGCUUUUACCCAACCCAACAACAGCCGCAGCAGCGACGGCAUGGGAUGGGCACCGCGGGGGCUGCAGCUUUAGGUGUCGGUGGUGGACUUCUAGGUGGCAUGCUGCUCGCUGAUGCUGUGGAAGACAUGUCGCACGAUUACGGUCCUCCCCCAGGUGAUUAUGGGGAUGAUUAUGGGGGUGACUUUGGUGGUGGUGAUGACUUCGGUGAUUUCUAAUGCAUCGCUCUUAUUUUCAGCCCAUCUCUGUUUUGAUGUUUUAUGUGCGAACAGGUUUAGAUCUAUUCCCUGGCUGCGCGAGAUGCCCUUAUGAAUAGCUUAUGUGUUAUGAUGAUGUAUACGGUUUGUCGCUCGUGCGUCUUAGAAUUGUGUGGUCCAGCGCGACAGCCGCUCCUCCCGUCACUGGCCCGCACGUACGAUGUAUUUUCCACAGCUCGCCUACAAUUUCACCUCGCGGAUAUUUUGGGUAGAAAUCUCUUGUACUUCAGACCAGAGCAUACAACAAAUUCGAUGUGCCAUGUGGGAAAUCAACGUUUCCGAUCCACAUUCCUAGCCUAAAUGAGUAACCCAAACUGUCUGCUCGUUAGGCGAGUUCCGUGGUAUUUUUUGAAGCUAUAUUGAUAUCUUCCUGACGGUGAGGUUUUCCCUCAAUAACGAU